AUGCCACACUGACAGGCAGCAAUGUCAUCGAAAUGCAUUUAUAAUGCGUGCGUGUGUGUGUGUAUGUGUGGUUUUAGGAUUCAUCCUUGCCUUAUGACGCCUUCGUUGUUCAUGAUAGGUGCAGCGAGCAACUUAUUACUUCAAAUACAUCAAGAGCAACAUUCGAACAGCCGCCCAGUCAGCCAGCAACAAGCAGCAAGCAACAAUAAAUGCUGCAUUUGUGACGCGCUGACUGUUAUCUUGCUGCAAUUGCUGCUACAUACUACUGUUGCUGCCAUUGUCGGCACGAGUGAGCGCCACACGAGCGCGCGAGCGUCAAAAUCCCCAUAGUUAGCCCAGCCAAUCACUAAGCUAGCAAGCAAGCAACCAACUCGUCACUGUACGCUACUCUCAGUUUCAUUUUGUGUGCGGAACGCGUUGGUGGCAAACAAGCAAAGUGUGCACUCGCGCUUUAAAUGUAAAAUUUAGAGAAUAUAAAAAACAAAAAUCAAACAGUGGAAAAAUAAAAACAAAAAGUUCAGAGGAAAAAUUAAUAAACCGGUAACGGCCAACAGAUCUCCUUCGUCUUAACAGCAAGAGUGUGCUAAUAACAAAAUUAAAUCGUUUUUGUGUACUUGCACAACAAAAAGAAAAAAACUGUAGCAAUAAAUGUAAAGGAACAGCACAAAUUAAAGCGGUGCAAGAGCAACUGUUGAACGGUGUUUCUGAUGAUUUGUUUUGCUAUGAAUUCUCUUUCAUUACUGUGUGAGAAGGUCUGUUAUUAUUAAGGUUGUAAAGUUGUAAAGUGCAAAUAAACAGCAGUGCCGUGAAAUAUAAAAUAAAAAAGGAGAAGUAUAAGGCGAAAAAACAAAGAAAAAUAGCAUGUCAUAGCAGCUGCUGUAAUUGAAUUGUGCGCUUCUCUGUGAACUGCCAUUUCUCUGCGUACACUGCCUGCAUAAUAAAAGCAGAAGAAAUGAGAAGUUAUUCCCUGCAAUAGCAAUUCAGUUAGAUGCCUUGCUGUGAGCAGCAAAAACAACUAGAUAAUCCGAACGACAGGAAAAAUGUUGCGGUAGCUGAUGUUGAUUUUCAUUUGAGUUCGAUAGUCCGAAGCUAAACGAAAUUGCAAACACAACUACAACAACGCAGCAAUAAAUGUCAAUUGAACAAACGACAAGCCGCCAACCUAGAAUAGCCAACAGCAUUGCAAAUAUCCAGCAGCUAAAUUAGUUUUAAAACAACGUAACGACGUGGCUGCCAGUGAAAUUGGGGAAAAACUCACACCCUCUGGGCGGAGGCGAACAAUAAAUGUUUUAUGCAACUGAACAACUGGACUACUGAACUCGAAAAUCGAAUGCCAAUCAACCUAACACAACAACAACAAUUACAAAAUCAACGAACUCGAAUAAUAUCGUGUUAACUUACAAAAGAACAAUGCUUCUAGAUGUACAUACUUACAUAAAUGAGUACUUACAUAUCUGUUUAAGCGAAUGCGUGUGUGUGUGUGCUUUUAUUUGAAUCGAAAUAAGCAGAGCAGUCUAAGCAAUUAUGUAUGUACGUCAGCGGAACUGUGCUGAUUUAAAGUGAGCUGCACUGGCUGGCAAACCACGGAACUGCUCUGGAGCAACAACAAUUGACUAUGCUUAGUACUACUACUAUUGCUGCUGCUGCUGCUGCUGCUCCAGUACACUUAAUAGCCGAGCAUCGAAUGCAAUCGAAUUAAAUUGCGGAAAUAAUUUGAAAAAUAGAUAAUAAGUAAGCAAGAACCAAAAUUACAAAACGCAAAAACAAAAACAAAAAUAACGAAUAUACAAAUAUAUAAUAAACCACCUUUCAUUACGCGCUGCUGCGAAGCGAGCAAGCGAGCGACCGAGCGAAGGCAAAACUGUUGAUUGCGCUUGCAACAAAGCAAGCUUUUCUCCUCGCCCAUCCUCACCGCGCUCAGCAAUUGAGAAGCGCUGUCACGCAAAAUGACAUUCAAAUUAUUUCGACGCGGCUCGGCGCGCUGUUUCGGUCUGCUGUCCGCAUUUGUCACGAUCUUACUCUGCCUUUACUACAUUUCCAUGGGCCAACAACAACAAGAAACGCUUCAGCAGGGCAAAGACACGACAGCCGCGCUAAGUAGCGGCUUUGGCGGUGUAAUGACGACCAGUUUGAAUUCACCGUUGCAACAAUUGUUUAAAGCCAAUAUGCAUAAUGCUAAAGUUAAGAAUUUGCAUGGUGUGAAUGAAGAGAAGCAUGGCGUACAGAAAUCGGCGAGUGGCAGUGGCGCCACCACAGCGCAACAGUCGUCAGCCACAACAAUAUUAGAUGGUGGUGGUGGUGGUGGUGGUGGUGGUGGUGGUGGUGGUGGUGGUGGUGUCGGCGGCAACAUUGAUGUGAACGAUGGUAUCGACAUGGCCGUCAUUGGCGCGCCCUCCAAGAACCCUGAUUGGGGUGAUAUUUGCUAUGUGAUGGAUGAGAGUGACACGAAUAUCACCACAAAUGAAGAGUACGGGAAAUUUGAUUUCCAGCCUGAAUGGAUUCACACAAAAGAGUAUUGGGAUCGCGGCUUUGAAGAACGCUUUGAGGCACAAAAGAAAGAUUACAAACGGCCGCCAUUGAAGAUUUUCGUGGUACCACACUCGCACAACGACCCCGGCUGGCUGAAGACAUUCGUUAAUUAUUUCCAAUCGGAUUCGCGGCAGAUACUCAAUUUGGUCGUCACAAAAAUGCAAGAAUACACCGACAUGACGUUCAUCUGGUCCGAAAUUAGUUUCCUACAAUUGUGGUGGGAUCAGGCGCACCCAACAAAACAGCGCGCUUUGAAAAAACUAAUCAAAUCGGGUCGUUUUGAAAUCACUACCGGCGGUUGGGUUAUGACUGACGAGGCGAAUGUGCAUCUUUAUGCCAUGUUGGAUCAACUCAUCGAAGGGCAUCAGUGGUUGCGCAACAAUCUCAAUGUCACACCAACCGUUGGCUGGUCGAUCGAUCCCUUCGGUCAUGGCAGCACUGUACCAUAUCUGCUGUCGGGCAGUAAUUUCGAAGGCGCUAUCAUACAACGUAUACACUAUGCCUGGAAGCAGUGGUUUGCGCGCCAACAAAAGGGAGAUUUCAUAUGGGCUCCAUACUGGCAGCAACGCGGCAAAGCGCCAACACAACAUGGCAAGCUACUAACACACAAUAUGCCUUUUGACAUAUACUCAAUUAAGGGCUCAUGCGGUCCACAUCCGUUCAUAUGUUUGAAUUUCGAUUUCCGUAAAAUACCAGGCGAAUAUACGGAGUAUUCGGUGAAGGCGCAAUUUAUAACUGAUGAUAAUGUUGAAUCCAAAGCGCAAAUCUUGUUGGAGCAAUACUCGCGCACAGCCUCAUUGUUUCCCCACAACGUAGCGCUGAUACCGGUUGGUGAUGAUUUCCGCUAUAAUAAGGAGCGUGAAGUGGAUCAGCAAUAUACGAAUUAUAAAAAAUUAAUCGAUCACAUAAUGGCCAAUAAGCGACUGUAUAAUGUGGACAUUUCUUUUGGCACACCACGCGACUACUUCAACGAGAUACGUCGCCGCACCACGUCCUUCCCGACACUCAAAGGCGAUUUUUUCGUCUAUUCAGAUAUCUUCUCAGAGGGUCGUCCCGCCUACUGGUCUGGCUACUACACCACACGCCCAUUUUACAAGUUGCUUAGCGCCGACUUAGAGCACAACCUACGCGCAGCCGAGAUACUUUUCACUAUCGCUUACAAUACUGCACGUCAGGAGCACCAUGUCAACGCUAUAAAGAUCUUCGAGAAGAACUAUGAAAAAAUGAUACAUGCGCGUCGCAAUCUGGGUCUGUUCCAACAUCAUGAUGCCAUCACAGGCACUUCAAAGGCGGCAGUAAUGCGCGAUUACGGUAUGCGCUUGUUUGAAAGCAUACAGGAUGCGGUGAAAAUGCAGGAAUCCACUAUUGAAAUGCUCUUGCAAGAUGGCAGUGAGCGUCACAAUUUCCUGCUGAGCGAGCUGGAGCGUGACAAUUUCAGUAAAUUAGCGCGAAAGACACCAAUACCUUUGAGUGGCAAUGGAAUCGUAGAUGAGUUUGAAGAUUUGAAUUCGAAUGCUGGCACCGCUUCUUUUGUGAUCUUCAACUCUUUGGCACAAAAACGUUUAGAGGUGAUAACCCUACGAUCGCCAGUGCCGAAUGUUAAGGUGUUGAAUGAACGUGGCGAGGAAAUGCGCUUAAUGCAAAUUAAUCCAGUUUGGAAUAUAACAGAUGCCUAUGAAAUGGGACUGGGUGCUGGUGUGGGUGCCAAUAGUGGCAUGGGACGCAUACGGGUCUCCACGCGCCAAUAUGAGGUGAUGUUCAUUGCUGAAUUGGAUGCUCUCACUCUGGCGACAUAUAGUCUUGUGGUGGUGGAUGAAAAGAAUUUUAGUCGUCCAACCAUGGCUACAAUUUAUUGCGAUGGUUGUACUGAUGCGUCGGCGCCAACGGCACCAAAUGCUAGCACAGAUUUUGUGAUCAGAGCAAAACCGUCAGGUGAUAUACAACUGGAAAACAAUUUCAUGCGCUUGCUCUUCGACGAAAAGAGUGGUUUUCUCAAGACCAUUACACGCAAGAGCCAAAACGAGCAAGCUCUUCGUCCCAUGCAGUGCGCUAUAAAGUUUGCCGCCUAUCGCAGCGCACAAUUCCACUCGGGUGCCUACCUUUUCAAGACCGAUCCCGAACAAAACGAAGCCGAAAAGGAUGUGCUCGAUCAGUAUGAGGAUGUGCGUAUUAUUAUCUCUUCAGGACCCAUCGCUAGUGAUGUUACUGUUAUCUAUGGCCCUUUUUUGGCACAUACUGUGCGUAUUUUCAAUACCCAUACCCACCUCGAUGCAGCCAUGUACAUAGAGAACGAUAUAGAUUUCGAGCCACCACCGAAGAAUCGUGAAACAGAGCUUUUCAUGCGUUUCGUCACUGACGUGGAUAACAUUAUAACAGUGAAACGUGACGAUGUGCUUAAAGAGGCGGAUACUGUAGCCGAGUUACCGGUGUUUUAUAGUGAUCAAAAUGGUUUCCAAUAUCACAAACGCAUCAAAGUGCCCACAAUUGGCAUUGAGGGCAACUAUUUUCCCAUCACGAGUGGCGCUUUCAUACAGGACUCUCACGUACGUUUCACAUUGCUGACCACACAUGCACAAGGCGCUGCCUCCUAUGAACCGGGUCAACUGGAAGUAAUGCUCGAUCGUCGCACACUCUACGACGAUUAUCGUGGCAUGGGCGAAGGUAUAGUCGACAGCCGUCUGACACGUCACAAAUUCUGGGUACUCAUCGAAGAUAUGCCAACGAAAAAUGAAAACUCCUACCAAAUACCCAGUCUACUGGCCAAUCAACUCGCAAAUGGGCUACGCUAUCCACCGAACUUAUACUAUGUCGAGACAUUCGAUGCGCCAGCAGUGCAACUAAAGCCGAAGGCAACACUGCUCGAUCAUGGCGCACUGCCAUGUGAUUUGCAUCUGUUGAAUUUGCGUACGCUCUCCGAAGAACAAUUACAGCUCUUCCCAUCCGCCUCAGCGUUAAUGGUGCUGCAGCGACAGGGCUAUGAUUGUGCGGUCGGGCAGAACAUCGAUAUAACACGCGUUUGUGCUGCAUCUGCGAACGGUCUGGGGCAGAUGGGUUUCAAUAGGUUGCACAUUGUGCGACUAGAGACAACAAGUUUGACCGGCUUGUUGCGAGAAGGUGAACGUAAACGGUUGAACUCGUUCGCUGAGAUAACAUUGAAUCCAAUGGAGCUGCGUACUUUUAAUGUGACAUUCAAAAUUUGAAUUACGAAUUAGUUGUUAGUUCAUUAUAAAGUUUGAGUUUUUUUAUAGUUUUUUUUUUUGCGUAUGUAUGCAUGUGUAUAUAUGUUUUGUCUCGAUGUCAACGAGUAUUUGUUGCCCAGUAGAGCCUAGAAUCGUUCGAGUAUUUUCAACAUACUCCCUUGCGAGUAUAUGAUUACUUGUACUCCACAUAUAUUGCUCCAUAUACUUUGCUGUAUAAGUGUUUGGUUUUGUAUAAGUCGUACCCUCAUGGGGCAUAGUCAUGCAGAAAAACUCCAGUUUAGCUUAUAAGUGAACACUGAAUAAGUGAACAGAAACUCGAGUUUACCACCUAAACGUGCAAUUGAAGAAGUGUUCUUAGAGAUUUUGCUAGUUAUUAAAAAUCUGAAAUCAGAAUACACAGUUGAUCUCCUAUUAACGCGUUUUUCUGGUAUGGAAAGUCUCUACUUAAAAACAAAAACACGUAGAAAUAACCAAAUUUUAAUAAAAAUUUACUUAUUCGUUCUAAUUUUUUUAUCGAAUUUUCAUGGUUUAUAAAAUGGUAUUCGAAUUCAGUUGCUUGGUCUGAGUCCAGUCGAAAGUUGAAUAGUUGAGGUUGAGCUACCGCACUCGUUCUCACUUUGAGCUUCAUUUUUGGUACUCAGAUCUAAACCAUGCAGAAACGUAUAAAUAUGAAAAUUGUUGUUAAAAAAACUAGAAAAAAAACGCUUAUAAAAGGAAGACGCAUGAGUUGCAGUACGAGGAGUUCAACUGUAUGUAUAUAUAUAUUUUUUUUUUUUUUUUCAAAAUAAUGCUUAUAAUCAUCGCUCUUGCUUGGUAGCAAAGUGACCGUAGCUUCUUUACAGCGACAGACUUAAAAGCCAACAUCCCGAGUUCCGCUUUCUUCGGUCUCAGCUCCUUCAUUACUUCAUUUAACGGCAGACUCUGCUUGAAGAUCAUUUGCAUCAAAAUUUGAAUUUGUUUUGAACUUUUUCUGCCAUUUCAAGGAGAAGGAAACAAAAAGGAGCAGGUGUGAGGAUACUUCAAGCGCAGUUAUCUCUUUUUUUCUGCCAUAGCACGAGUAUGAAGGAAGUACAAAACGAAUAACCUUAGUUUAUUGCUCGGAAGCCAGAGAAAAACGAGUGCUCGUUUAUAUUUUACUUCGAGAGUUCUUUUGCUUCUAAGUACUACUGGGUUUCAAGUACACGAGUAUUUGUUGAAUACAGCUCUUCAAUUUGUAUCGUGACUAUUGAGUUCGUGUAUGUAUGUGUUAUGCUUUUGUAUUUAAAUUUUACUUGUAUGAGUGUUAUUAGUUUUAGAAACCGAAUUUACAUGUCACAUAUGUAUGUAUUUGCACACUCACUGGUAUCUUCGAAAUUUUCUUUUCAUCUGAAAAAAUAUGUAUUUGUGGUUAUAGAUUUUUUGUAUUUUGUUUCAUCUUUUUUUUCAAAGCUAAGCGCAUGUAAAUGGCAUUUCAACUUUAAAAUGAAUAAACUUAAACUGCCCUUACAUAUCCCUAUUUGUAAAAAGUCACAGUAACAAACAAAACCCAACUAGGUUUCAAGGUAACUUUUAUUCCGUUGUAUUGCUAAUUAAAUUACGACGAAAUAUUUUAAUAUUAAGACCAAACUCGACAUUUAACUGAUGUACAACAGAUUAGUUUAGAAAUUCUUUUAAGCGAAAUUAAAUACUUUACUUAGCAAUACAAUGAGAUAUAAAACAUAUUUUGUUGCCCUCUUAAGCACUUGUAACCAGUACAGUACAGCUAAGCAACCAUUCCAGGAGCUACACUAUUUUUUUUUUUCUUAUUGUACAAUAUCAUUUCUCGAAUACGCUUACAGUAGUUUAGUAAAAUAUUUUAGUAAUAUGAAAACCGUUAUACCUACUUAUAUAUACAUACAUACAUAGAAAAGACACAUGCAAUGAAAGUGACUGAGUUCAAAUGAAAAGAAGUGACAUUAGUUUGCUUAAUAACAUUCGUUACUUGACAGAUAAGAAAAUUUGCUUUAUUUCGUGUGAAGUGGAAAAAUGUAACUUUGAGACGUAGACAUUUUUUCUUAGACCAAACAGUGGGUAAUAAAUAUGAUGCGGAUACGACUUAGAGUUCUUCAGUUUUAAAGGAGUUAAUCAAGAAUUUUUAUAUAAUUUUUUUUUUUUUAUUUCUUUAUAUUUGUUAAUUUUUGUUUUAUAUAUUUUUGUUUUUUUUUUUACUUUUUUUUUAGAUUUUUUUUAUUUUUAUUAUUAUAAUUUUUGUUUCGCUUUAUAAUUUUAUAAGUUCAAGCCCAGUAUUGUAAUAAAACGACCACAGUUUUGAAUGCCCCUUUAUUUAUUCUAAUGUUGUUGGAAACCAUCUCUAUUAAAUCGCGUAUUUGCCUGGUCGACACUUACUUCCUUGAACUCAGUCACUAAGCAAGCAACCAAUCAAGCACUAAGCAUCGUUUGCAUACGAAGCAAAUAAUAUUUUGUACAAAUUUCCGUCUGUUGUGCUUUCGUAUCAAGUCAAAUAGAGCAAAAAAGUAUUUUAAUUUUAAUUUAUUUUAUUUAAAUUUAUUGUGUAACUAAUUUCCAUGAUCAGCUCGAAUUUAUUUUCCUUUAAGCAACAAAAUCAUAUUAAAAAGUCUCUCGAAAGAAAGUAGAAAAGAUAAAAAGCCAUGUAUAGGGUUAAAAUGUUUUUAAAAAUCGAAGUCCUAAAACAAAUUUUAAUCUAAUUUUUAAUUUUUUAGCAGUCAAAUUACUUUUUUCUAGAAGCGCGCGCGCGCUGAAAAACUCAACUCAGAAGCGAAUUUAAAGCAAAACUUCCUUAUUUUCUGCUCGCUCCUAUUUUUGAGAAACGAUUCUACAAAAAUAGUUCGGGAGCUUGAAGUAUUAUGAAUUUUAUUAUCUUGAAGUAAUAUAAAUUAAAACUCGAACGUUAAAAAAAGAUAACAUCACUUUUUUUAUAUGUGAGCAGAAAGUAGAGAACAAGAGAAAGGGAGGGGGAGACGGCGAGAGGGCCACUAAAGCGAGUUAAGUAGACAAAACGCUUAUUUUCCACUAGUUCAUAUUUUUUUAAGUCCCACUUCUCAAAAAUGUAUUUUCGAGUUCGAAAAUAUCUAAACCAAAAUACUAGCGUCUAAAUAUUUAACUUCUUUGGUUUUCGUGAGUCGAAAGGUAUAUUGGAUUUGCCUCGUCCGAAAGCCGAAUGUAAAAAAUUCUGAAAAAAAAAAUAGUAAGCCACCUCUUAUUUGUGUAUCGGGGCCUUUAUACCGCGGGCCCAGAGUUCUCGGAGGGGCCCGGACUAGAGAGUAAUUCGAAUUAUAUGAAUUAGACAUAAUUAGAAAGGGCCCUCAUUUGCAAUUUUCCCCGAGGGCCCGGAUAUGCUCUCUACGGCCCUGUCUGGGCUAUAAGGCGGGUGAGGUACAAUUUUCCAUCAGGCAUUUUCUAAAUAAUUUUUGACCGGUACUGCAACAUGCGGCCGAGCGUUGUCAUGAUGGAAAAUCAAUUUCUCGUGUCUGGUCGCCCAUUCUGGCCGUUUUUCGACUAUUGCUUACUUGAAACGUAUCAAUUGUUGCCUGUAUAGCUCUCCCGUGAUCGUCUGGCCCGAUUUUAACAGCUCAUAAUAUCCCACCAAAUACAGAGCAUUACCUUCAAACCAUGAAUAUUCGGCUUUGGUGUCGAUUUGACUGGUUGGCAUGGCUUCCUAUAUGAUCUUUUAGGCUUUGGGUUGUCGUAAUGAAUCCACUUUUCAUCGCCAGUGACUAUACGAUGCAAAAACGAUUUCUUUUUUUGGCUAUUAAGCAGCAUUUCAGACUCGCAAAAUCGUCUUUCCACAUAUCUCGGCUUCAAUUCGUGUGGCGCCCAAUUUCCUUGUUAGUGAAUGCAUCCGGCUGCUUUUAAACGUUUAGAAAUGGCUUAUUGAGUGACUUCCAAUGUUUUUCCAAGUUCUUCUUGAGUUUGACAUGGAUCUUGAUCGAGUAAUGCCUCCAGUUCUUCGUCUUCAAACUAUUUUGAUGGACCUGAUCGCUCUUUGUCUUCUGUAAUCACCACUUUGAAAUCAUGCAAACCACUGCUGACAUAAUCUAAGCUCCGGAGCAUAAUCAGGAUAAGCUUCUGAGAGUAAACGAUGUGCUAAUUUAAUUCUAAUGUUUGUUUGACUUUUUACUUCACUCUGUAAAUGGCUUUUUAUUCUUAAAUAUUUUUGAUAAAUUUUUGAUUUUUUUUUUAAAUAAUAUUUUUAAAAUUUUUGUUUUGUUUUUGCUUAUACAUCAGAUUUACUUCAAUUAUUAGGCACAAUUUUUUUUUUUUUGUUUUUAAGAUUUUAAAUAAAAAUGAUUGCUAAAAUAUCCUUAUCACAGGCAGGUAGGUAUAUUAUUUUACUCAGGCAGCAAAUUAGCUUAUUUUUAAAAAUCUUGUAUGAGUGUAGAUGACUGUGUGAGCGUUUUAACGAUAUAUUUAUAAAUGCAAGAAAAAAGAAAAUGAUUUCAUUAAAAUCAAGAAUAUUUAAAUGCUAUUAUAAAGCAUAGAAAAUGGCCCGAAAAAUAUAGUAAACCUAAAUGCAAAAAAAAAAAAGAAAAAAAAAAUUACGCAGCACCGAACUACAUGCGUCGGUAAUAUUAGUGAAAUGCACCCCACGCACUGUAGUUAUGUUUAGAGAAAAAUAUAAUAUAAAUAUAAUGAGUUUUAAGGAAAAUUACAUACUACGUAAAAGUUAAUAAAAAUAAUGCAAGCAAAACGAAUUAAAUUUGACAGUGCGGGUCGAGCAGUUGCGAACUGACUGUUGAUCUUAGGCAUACCUCUUUGCAGGUAGUUGUAUUUAAAUGUCAAAAUUAGCAUCCGACUUUUACAAAAAUUUCGAGCAAAAGCCAGUAUUUUUUUUUUACUAGCAUUUAAUACAAAUCAGAUACUUUUUUAAUCUGCUUGGGAUGAAGCAAUACCUGUAGUCAGCGCGGAAUUCGCAUGCUCGCUUAUUGAAGGUGUGAUUAUAGUCUGAUAUUAUUGUAAAAACCAUUUUCCAUAGCCAUCCAUUGAUAUUAGCUUUUUCUGAUUAGCGAAUUUUAUAAAUUUGAAACGAAUAUUUGGCAACGCUUUUGGCUAAGAAAGUUGAACAAAAAAUUUUUUUUUCGUUUGUAUUUCAAAAACUAGCAAAUUUUUAGUUUUUUUCUAGACUGAUUAGCUUAAAUAUUUUAUAUACAAUCAUAAUAUUUAUUCUUAUAUACAUAUGUGUAUUUAUUUAUAUGUAGUUAUUUUUAUGUUGAGGAAUGUUUUGUUCAUUUUUAUUUAAGAUUGAUUGUAAUAUACAGACGUGUAUAAAAAAUAUUUAACUUAUUGUACGAAGUUUGUAGUUUUUAAAUAUUAUUAUAAUAUUGUUCAAAAUUAUACAAAAAAAAAAUUAUAUUUACUAUGUAAGAGAAUAUUUUAAUUGUAAAGGAAAAUAUUUUUUAGUCAAAUUAUAAGCUCAGCACAGAAAUAUGCUGCUUAUUUACAGAAAAUCCGUUUCGAUAUUGAUGACGUUUUUUCCUUUUUUUUUUGUUUUUUGUUUUUUUGUUGUUUUUUUUUUUUGUAAAUUUCAUCAUUGUUUUAUUAUAAUUCAUUCGAAUCACAACUCGAACGCGAUCGAACACAUUUCACAACGAACAAUGAAGGUUCUUAGACCUAAAAUUAUCUAAUUAUCUUAAGGGGUUAUAUACCGUUUGAGCCCGAAAAAAUGGACGAUUGUCAUGAUUUUUUUUAAAUAUGUUUUAGAACUUUUAUUAAAAUGAGGCAUAUAUCAUACUGAAGGGUAACUUUCGAAGAAUACAUUUUGGUGUUUUUAUUUUAAAAAAUGUUAUUAUUUAUUGUUAAUAUCGCCCCACCCCCGAAACGCCGUUUUUUAGAAGAGGCUUGUGGUGAUCACGCAUGGAGAUAGCGCAUGAGCAGCUCAACUGAAAUCAAAAAAAAUUAAAUGAUUAUUGUAGAAAAAUGUUUUUUAGUGCAUCUGAAUGGUUAAUUUACCCAAAAUAAAUUUUUCUCGAUAUGAAAACCGCUUUGCACCAAAAAAACGAUUUUUGAGGGGUUGAAAAAUUAAAACAAUGCAAAUAUUUAUAAAAUGUGAACCGUUCAAAAUCAUGAGGUUGUAACUUUGAAUAAUUAAAAAAAAACUUUAUGCAAAUCGGUCAAAUAGUUUUUGAUAAAUAAUGAUCACCGCGACAGUAAUUUUCAAAAAACACGACUUCGAGAUAAUCGCGUCUAAAUUUUUGCGUGCACUUCAUUUAUGGAUAAUUUGCGCGCUUACACGGUUUGUAACUUUCGUUCUAGUGCUCCGAUCCUUAUGAUUUUUUGAAUUUUUAUUUUUUUUUAAGAUGAUGUACUUUUAGAAUAUGCCAUAAAAAAAUUUUCGAUUUUUUAGUCCAACACAAGGUAUAUAACCCCUUAAGAAAAUAAAAUAAAAAAAGCGAUUUUUUGAAAAUUGUAGUUAUAUACAGUGGUGGCCAUAUCAUAUGCAACAAACACAGUAUUUACGAAAAAUUGUUUGUGCUUUACCAUUAAACUUUACAGAAUGUUGAUUGAAAGUUAAUUUAUUUUAGUUUGGUAUGUACACUUUUAAUUUAUAUUUUUAAAUUAAACAAAAUUAAUUCGGAUAUAAAAAAAAUGUUACCUUUAUAACACAACUUAAAAAGUACGUGGACAAAACAAAUGCAACUUUUUGAAAGCUAUCGUGGAAAAUAGUGAAACUAGUAUUUUGUUGCAAACCCAUUGCAUUUUAUGACUUCGGCGCAUCGUUUCGGCAUUGCCGCAAUUAAAUUAUCAAUGGUUUUCAUCGGGAUCGAUUUCCAGGCUUCUUGGAGUUUAUUAAAAAGUUCAUCGCCAUUUCUAAUGCUAGUCCUGUCUAUCCGCCUGUUAACCAGUUCCCACAAGUUCUCAAUCGGGUUGAGAUCCGGGGACUGUGGUGGCCAUUCCAUAACAUCAACUUUAUUUUCGGUAAACCAAGACUUUACAUAUUUUGCCGUGUGUUUCGGAUCAUUAUCCUGUUGGAAGACCCAACGCACCGGCAUUUCCCACUCAGCAUAUGACAGCAUUACGUCAUUUGCAGAAAAGCAGCCCCACACCAUUAUAUUGCCUCCACCAUGCCUAACCGUUUUCUUGCAAUAACGAGGAUCAUACCGUUUAUUCACUGGUCUUCUCACAUAAGACAUUCCAUCACUACCUAUCAAGUUAAAUUUUGACUCAUCGCUGAAAAGGACUGUUUUCCAUUUGCUGAUCGGCCAAUUUAGAUGCUCCUUGGCAAAUUUCAAACGCUUUGCCUUGUUCUUCAAUGAAAUCAUAGGUUUGUGUGCAGGACGGCAACCUCGCAGUGAAGCUUUCAAAAGGCGUCUACGCACACUUCUCCUGGAUAUUUGCAAAUUUAAGUCUUUUAUUAUUUGUCUUGGAACAAUUUCAGGAUUCUUUUUUGCCAGUUGUACUAUCAGGUUGUCUGUCCUUUGGCUGGUUUUGCGUGUGCGCCCUCCUCGGUGAAUAACAGCAACCUCUUUUCUUGUAACAAACCUUUUAAUUAUUCGCGAAAUCGUACUUUUGUGUGUGCUGUAUUUUGCAGAUAUGCCUUUCUGUGUCAUUCCUGUCUGAAAAUCUGCAAUAAUUCUCUUCCGAAGUUCAAUUCCAAAUUUGUCUCUUGCCAUUAUCAAAACCGCGAAACUUUAUUUAAAUAAACACACUAAUUUAUUUGCAGGAACGGUUGAUAUUAUAUUAUAUGCAGUAUACAAGCUAUUUUGAGUGACAGAUAAACCAAAGACAACGAAUAAAGUACCGUUACAAUAGUGUUACUUAAACUAUUUUGAAGAGUUGCAUUUGUUUUGUCCAUGCUCUUUUAGGAUUGAUGUAAAAAUGGGAGUCUAUCUUCUUUAAGGGAACAAAUACUUUUCGUUUGAAAACGUAAAAUAAAAAUAUACAUUCGAAACUAAUAUAAUUUCCCAUUAAAUCAACAUUCUGUAAAUUUUAAUGAUAAAAUAUGUACACAUUUUUGCAAAUAGGAUGUUAGUUGCAUAUGAUAUGGCCACCACUGUAUAACCCCUUAAGACUACUAAGUAAACUAACGAUAUGUAUAUUUACGGUAAUAUGAACCACGAUGCAGACUAACAAUUUUCGCUCGUAUUGCCUUGAUCCUGUACUCCGAAAACUAUUCGAUUUCCGAAUUGCCCGAUUAAAUACCGGAAAUCCCGAUGUAUACAAAUUUACGCCGCACUAAACGGUUUAGUAGUCACUAACAGUGGGCAGAGGCAGCUGAAUGAAUUACGACAUAAUUCUAGGUUCUGAAAUAGAAUUACUUUAUCUCGUAUAUUCUUUCCAUUUUUAAUAAUUAAAUAAAUCCCAUUAUUGUUUUUAUGCUUUUUUUUGAAGAACCUAAAUAUUAUAUAAUAUAAUAUAAUUUGCUUGAAAUGUAUAGUUGUAGCAUUUCAAAAAGUGUACUAGAAAAUAAGUUCACAUCGAACAAAUCUAUAUUUAUUAAAUACCAACAUAAUGUAAACUGUAUAAGUAUGUACGUACGUAUUUAGUAAAGCACCUAAAGUAUAUUCUAGUAUUUAGUUUUCCUCAUAGAAAAUGUAUUUCAGUUUGAUUUCAAGUUAAAUAGAAAAGCGUAACUCUGUACAGUAAAAAAAAAAUUUAAAUAAAAAUGCAUAGUGAAAUGGAAAAAUUUAAAUAAGCAACAUUACAAUGAAUUUUAAUAACAAAAAACAAAAAAAAACAACAACUAAAACAUCAACGCAGUAAAAUCACCAAUGUAAUUCACAGCACCGCAAAGUUGCAAUUAUUAAAACAAUCACAACAAAAGACGUUCUAAUGCCCACUUUUAUUAAAAAGAUUAGAAGAAACCAUAGAGCUUAGUAAUAAGAAAAGGGAGGUGAGGUGUUGAGUAUUAAGAAAAAUGCAUAAACUGUACGAAUAUCUAUCCAAUAAGACGAUAUGGGGAAAUAUGUAUGUAAUUAGAAUUGUACGAAUUACAGUUACUAUAAUGAAUGCCUAGCAGUAAAAUUAGUAGUGAAUGUGGUAAUUGAAUAGUUAAUUUAAACUGAUGUAGCAUAAAAGACAUUGUACGCUCUUACAUUUAAGUAAAUUAAAUUAUACUUCACAUGAAUAUAAAAAAAUACAUGAAUAAGUUGAUAUUGUAUUUCAACAGAAUAUUGAGGAAUAUAUUUAAAAAGAAUGAAAUAGAAAUAUAUACAUAAAAUAAUUAAAA
Messenger RNA from Anastrepha ludens (Mexican fruit fly), 14892 nucleotides. It is a transcript of the gene alpha-Man-IIb, whose product is annotated as alpha-mannosidase 2. The transcript has 7 exons. The coding region runs from base 1947 to 5729 and encodes 1260 amino acids. Gene Ontology annotation, molecular function: alpha-mannosidase activity; carbohydrate binding. Gene Ontology annotation, biological process: protein deglycosylation; N-glycan processing; mannose metabolic process. Gene Ontology annotation, cellular component: Golgi membrane. NCBI's taxonomy places the organism in Eukaryota, Metazoa, Arthropoda, Insecta, Diptera, Tephritidae. The record is from RefSeq and is a predicted model, not a curated record.